This is a messenger RNA of Tympanuchus pallidicinctus (lesser prairie-chicken), 4405 nucleotides long. RefSeq names its product interleukin 23 receptor (gene IL23R). Gene Ontology annotation, molecular function: protein binding; cytokine receptor activity. The transcript is spliced from 13 exons. Gene Ontology annotation, cellular component: membrane. The coding region runs from base 1501 to 3855 and encodes 784 amino acids. The record is from RefSeq and is a predicted model, not a curated record. Lineage: Eukaryota; Metazoa; Chordata; Aves; Galliformes; Phasianidae.
AGCAGCCCUUGCUCUGCUUCGCCCGGGUUUUCCAGCCCUGAGCACUGGGAAACAGCAGCAGAGGAAUGGGCACGCACAGCCCCGCUCCUAUGGGCUGUGUCACCGGAGGCUUUGGGGUUUAGUCACAGGACAUAAAAGAGUUCCUUGGUGAAAUCUGGGGUUCGGCAGCCCCCGCAGUGGUGGGGAUGGCAGCGUGAGGUGUCUGUUGCAGAGCACAGAGUGAGACGAGCGUAACGAAAUCACGGAGUUUGCCAGGAAAACAUCAUCCUGCAAGAGGGCAAGAAGCGCACACGUGAGCCUGUUGCUUUAAGGGAUGCUGGGUUUUCCCAUGGACUGACUCAAAGUGGAAACUGUGCUUUCUCAGCAUGCAAUGUAGGUCAGUGCUGCCGGCAGUCGCUGUUGCUGCUCGCUGUGACCAGCAGUGAGGCUGCAAUGGGUCCCCAUCCCAUCGCCGUGGGGCAGCAGCCCCACUCCUGUUGUCACCGCUCGGCUCCCGCGUGCUCCUGACCCCGGUAACCACCUGCAGGCUCGAGGGCUGAGAUGGCUUCUUUCUGCUUUGCUCUUUGCUUUUCAUCUGUUCGGCAACAGGGUGCUGGGGGAUUUGUAACAGAGAUGGGAUCAGAGAGACGUAUCUGGAGACGAGACUGCACUCGUGCCUUCUGGCUUUGGAGUUUGCCAGUGCUGUAAAUUGGAAUGAAAACGUGUGCAUAAGAAAUGCCCUGAGGAGCAGAGCUGUGACUUCACGCUGCAACUGGCUGCCGUGAGCAUUUAUUAUUUGCUCAGAGUUCUUCCUAGACCACGAGUGUUGUUUCUUUUAAUUUGCUCCAACUUGCAGGAGGUGUGCGGGCAGCUGGGAGGCCUUCAGAGCCCCUCCCUGGGUCAGUUUGGCGCCUGGCUGCUCCUUAUGAAUGCUUUCACUGUGCUUGAAGAAAAUGAGGUCAGCGCACACAUCCCGAAGGUAACAGGGGGAGAAGUGCAAAGGCGUGAGCUGCAUUUGGGAGGUUGUUUCGGGAUGGACUGUGCUGCUUUGAAGCUUUUUGAAGCUCGGGGUGGAUAAUGCUCUUUUGAAGCUUUUACAGUGGAUUCUGUGCCCCGUUCCCAAAAAGGAGCCCUUCAUCACUGCCCCCAGGGCCAGCGGGUGCAGUGGGAUGGGAGAAGUGAGCCAGGUGGGAAGGAGGGUGAAGGGAGUGCAGGGAACUUCAGGGGAGCCUGGAGCCAUGAGCUUGUGUCCUUGGAGAGGUAGGAAAGCCCCUGCUGGGUCUGAGAGGCAGCAGCUGGAUCACAGUAGGUUGGGGACGUCAAGAGAGUUUGGUGUUCCCAUCCCAUGGCACCACAGCCAUGUGGGUUUGGCUGUUUCCAGGGAUGGAGGCUGCACAGCAGCCCACUCACAAGCCCCGGCACCUUUAUGGCAAAAUUAUUUUUCCCUGAGUUUCAGUGGAAUUUUGAUCUCCAUCCCAGCUGUGCAGCCAUUGCUCCAUCAGAUCUCUUGCCACACUGGGCAUGGGGGCUGGCUUCCCAGUGUCCCCGACUGCCCUCAGCACCCCAGGCUGGGUGCCUGGCAGCACUGAUGCCUUCCCUCAUCCCCAGGCUAUGCCCCACACAGGCAGCAGCUGCAGCCCAGGCCAUGGCGGGAGGCGGAGAGGCUUUCGUGCUCCAUAUUCUGCUCUGCAUCCUGGGCAGAGGUGCUGCCCAAAUCAGGUGCCUGGGGCACGUGAGGAUCGAGCCAGGCUCAGUGGUGCCAAUGGGUUCCAACGUCUCCAUCACCUGUGUCUCGGCGCUGGACUGCCCGUGGGCGAGCCUCUCCAUCCUGCUCAACCUCACAGCCCCCGAGGGUCCCCCACGCCUCCUCAACAGCAGUGCAGCCCAGCUGCAGCUGCGUGGUUUCCGCCUGCCCUUCAGCAUCAUCACCUGCCUCGCCCGCUGCCCCAACAGCUACUGGAACGAGGUGAUCUGCGGGACGGAGCUCUGGGCCGGCUCACGCAGACAGCGCAGGAGGAUGUGUUCCCCACGGAUGCACCGGUGCCCUUGAGUGCACUGAAUGGCAGCAGUCACUACCUGGUGUGGGUGCAGGCCAGCAAUGCACUGGGCACAGCACGCUCAGCUCCUCAGCACCUCGACCUGCAGCAGCUCGUGGUGCCCGCAGUGCCCCUGGCUGAGAGAGCAGAGACAACGGCUGGGUCACCUCCCACCACCACCAUCCACUGGCGACAGCAGACGGAGCUGCAGGACGUGCGCUGCGAGGAGCGGCACAAGGCAGUGGGUGCUGCGGAGUGGCAGGUGACAGCAUGGGACAGUGCAGUGCAGCGUGGACACCAGCUUCAGAGUGCCACCAGCUACGUGUUCCAGGCACGGUGCCGGCUCAGCGCUGCAGGCAGCCCCUGGAGUGCUUGGGGUCUGCCCUUCAUCUACAGCACACCUGAGGCUGCCCCCGCGGCAGCACCCGACGUGUGGCGGCGGCUGGGCCGGCAGUUCCCCAACGGCAGCCACGAGGUGACAGUCUUGAUCAAGCCGCCCCGCGGUGCCCGCACACCCAUCCUGGGUUACGCCGUGUGGGCCGGAGCCUCGCGUCCCCUCUGCAACACGUCGAGCGCAGCCUGCAGCCUCCUCCUGCCUCCAGCACUGCUCGACCUCCGCGUCACCGCCUACAACGCCCGAGGGGCUUCGAGCCCCGCCCGUGUGCCGCUCCGCCGGGACCCCAGCCCGGAAGCCUUCCCACCACCACUGGCUGUGGAUGUGCAGCACAAGAACCAGAGCACCAUAUUGGUGGCCUGGCAGCCCCCCCGGCACAGCAGGACCCCCCCACUGUGGUUCAUAGUGGAGUGGCUUUGUACAGCUCCAUACAGCCACGAGGAAGAGUUCUUUUGGAAGAAAGUCCCAGGCCAGGACACCCACACCUACAUCCGAGAGGAUGCAGCAGCAGGAAGCCACAUCAGCGUGUCAGUGUAUGCAGCCUACCCAGAUGGAGUGAGCAAACCAAGCUCUGGCCAAGUUUCUUCAGAGGACAGGAUGUUGGACAUCAUCUACCAGGAGGCUUCGCAUGAUGAUGACAUCAGGUUUUUCCUGGGAAUGGGUGUCAGUGUGAUCAUAUUAUCUGUGGUUCUUGUCAUUCUGAUGUUGAAAAAAUCAGCUAGGAAAAGAACUAAGGCAGCAGUGGCUCUGGUCUUGCCAAAAUGGCUGCUUGAAGAUUUCCCCCACAUGGAAAACAGCAGGGUGAUAAAGUCCUUCCAGGAGAAGAGCGAAUUCACAAGCAGCAUUUUCAGUGGGCCGGUCCCGGAUAACAGUGACCCCACAAUUACGGAAAUACAGGAGCUGUCAGGGCACAAGAAAUACAGGAACGUGGACAUCAAAAAGGAGCCCAGCAGCGUGGUCCCUGAGAACGUGGAGCACCCACAGAGCUCAGCACCCCCCCACAGCACGGCCACGGAGCAGGUCGGUGACUACAAACCCCAGAUCUCUGAUGCAAACACACUGGGAUAUGUAGCUGCCAACAUUGGCCUAAUACAGCCCUACACGCCGGCUCCAGAACCAGAGACAAGUAUUUUCUUCAGAGACUACAGCAGCCCCUUCAGCUACCUGUGGGAUGCUCAAGGAGCUGAAGGGCCCCAGAUCUGCCUGCUGGAUAAGAUCAACCUGGUUUUAAACAACGACAGAAGCGGGCAAAACCACGCGUUCAGCUCUGCCCAGGAGGAACAAAAUGCACUUCUGGAAAACCAGUGGGAAAAAACACUGUACAGUGAAGGAGCUCAGGAACAAACCUUGGUUCCAGAUGAGCUGGUUUCUUGCUUAAGGGCAACGAAUGGAGGAUCUGUGGAUAUACAGACCUGCUUUCCGCAGAGCAUCGGGAGAUUGUUUUGAGAGAAGCUGUGAUUAAAAGCCCACAGACUUGUGACAAUCCCAUCGUGACACAUAUCUGCCUUUGAGAUGUCAAACAUCAGAGCCGAAAUAAAACUCCAGAUCUGAAACUCUCCCCCUUACCUGACCACAAAUAGCUUUUGGAUGCCUUGUCCAGUAAAACAUCAUUUUAAUUUUACCUCAUGUUUUUACAAACACAAAAAUGUGAGCUUGGAUUCCUGUAGGAACUGAAAUACAAAGCAGGUGAUUCUUACAGGAUGCAUUCUGCUUCAAUUAUUAGCCUAAGGCACUCUCUUGUUAAAUAUACAGAACAUGUAACACCUGGAGCUGAUUGCCUUCAAGAUGGAUAAAACCGUUCCUGAGGUAUUCUGGCUGAAGUGUGUAAAAUAGCUUGGGAUCACCCCCAAUGAAGAGACACUACAAUGAGGACAAUUUACACAUCAUGCAGCAGCCAUGGAUACCAUACGAAAUCUUUUCUGUUUGACAGAAUAGCCCAAUUUCAUUUUCCUUUCCAUUCAAUAAGAAAAAAAUCCAUCAGGUAAGAACAAACCUU